This is a messenger RNA of Lemur catta (Ring-tailed lemur), 8043 nucleotides long. It is a transcript of the gene PREX2, whose product is annotated as phosphatidylinositol-3,4,5-trisphosphate dependent Rac exchange factor 2. Lineage: Eukaryota; Metazoa; Chordata; Mammalia; Primates; Lemuridae. Gene Ontology annotation, molecular function: protein binding; guanyl-nucleotide exchange factor activity. The transcript has 40 exons. The coding region runs from base 252 to 5048 and encodes 1598 amino acids. The record is from RefSeq and is a predicted model, not a curated record. Gene Ontology annotation, biological process: intracellular signal transduction.
GCAGCGGGGCCAGGCGCGCGGGGCCGGGGCCGGAGCCCCCACUCCCGGGAGUUUGCCCCGCAGAGUCCCGCGCCGGCCGCGCGGGUCUUGCAGCGCGAGCCCCCCCCUCUCCCCGCGCCCCAGCCUCUCCCCAGCAUGUAAAGUCGCCUGUCCCUCUGCGGACUUUGCGGAGGCGGCAACUUUCUUUCCUCGCCGCCGGGCAGCGGGCAGCGCGCAGCACGGCCGACCCCCGCCGUGUCCCGCCGCCCACCAUGAGCGACGAGAACGCCAAGGACCUGGAGAAGCAGCUCCGCCUGCGCGUGUGCGUGCUCAGCGAGCUGCAGAAGACCGAGCGCGACUAUGUGGGCACGCUGGAGUUCCUGGUGUCGGCGUUCUUACACCGAAUGAACCAGUGUGCAGCAUCAAAAGUUGACAAAAAUGUAACAGAGGAAACAGUGAAGAUGCUGUUCUCAAACAUUGAAGAUAUCCUUGCAGUACAUAAAGAAUUCUUAAAAGUUGUGGAAGAGUGCUUACAUCCCGAACCUCAUGCCCAGCAAGAAGUGGGAACCUGCUUUCUUCACUUUAAAGACAAGUUUCGUAUCUAUGAUGAAUAUUGUAGUAACCAUGAGAAGGCACAAAAAUUGCUUCUUGAACUUAAUAAAAUAAGAACAGUCCGGACUUUUCUUUUGAACUGCAUGCUACUUGGAGGACGGAAGAACACAGACGUUCCCUUGGAAGGAUAUUUAGUGACACCAAUACAAAGAAUAUGCAAGUACCCUCUCAUUUUGAAGGAGUUGCUGAAGCGGACUCCACGGAAACACAGUGACUACGCAGCAGUGAUGGAAGCCCUCCAAGCCAUGAAAGCUGUCUGUUCCAACAUAAAUGAGGCCAAGAGACAGAUGGAGAAAUUAGAAGUUUUAGAGGAAUGGCAGUCUCACAUUGAAGGCUGGGAGGGGUCAAACAUCACCGACACCUGCACUGAAAUGCUAAUGUGUGGAGUCUUACUGAAAAUUUCGUCUGGAAAUAUUCAAGAACGGGUGUUUUUCCUUUUCGAUAAUCUUUUGGUGUACUGCAAAAGAAAGCACAGACGGUUGAAGAACAGCAAGGCAUCUACAGAUGGACAUCGGUACCUUUUUCGUGGCCGGAUCAAUACAGAGGUGAUGGAAGUGGAGAAUGUGGAUGAUGGCACAGCUGAUUUCCAUAGCAGUGGGCACAUUGUUGUUAAUGGAUGGAAGAUACAUAACACAGCAAAAAAUAAAUGGUUUGUUUGUAUGGCAAAAACACCUGAAGAGAAGCAUGAAUGGUUUGAAGCUAUUUUGAAAGAAAGAGAACGGCGGAAAGGCUUAAAAUUAGGAAUGGAGCAAGACACCUGGGUGAUGAUCUCCGAACAGGGUGAAAAACUUUAUAAAAUGAUGUGCAAACAAGGAAAUCUGAUCAAAGACAGAAAAAGAAAACUGACUACGUUCCCUAAAUGCUUUCUUGGAAGUGAAUUUGUGUCAUGGCUGUUGGAAAUUGGAGAGAUUCACAGGCCUGAGGAAGGUGUUCACUUGGGACAAGCAUUAUUAGAAAAUGGGAUCAUUCACCAUGUUACUGACAAACAUCAGUUCAAACCAGAGCAAAUGUUAUAUAGAUUUCGGUAUGAUGAUGGAACAUUUUAUCCAAGAAAUGAGAUGCAAGAUGUGAUUUCAAAGGGUGUAAGGUUAUAUUGUCGUCUUCAUAGUCUGUUUACUCCAGUGAUCAGAGAUAAAGAUUACCAUUUAAGGACCUACAAAUCUGUGGUCAUGGCCAACAAACUGAUAGACUGGCUAAUUGCACAGGGGGAUUGCCGCACCAGGGAGGAGGCAAUGAUAUUUGGCGUUGGACUCUGUGACAAUGGAUUUAUGCACCAUGUCCUUGAAAAAAGUGAAUUCAAAGAUGAACCUCUACUUUUCCGUUUUUUUUCGGAUGAGGAAAUGGAAGGAUCAAAUAUGAAACAUCGACUUAUGAAACAUGAUUUAAAAGUUGUGGAAAAUCUUAUAGCCAAAUCAUUAUUGAUUAAAUCUAAUGAAGGCAGCUAUGGCUUUGGGCUAGAAGACAAAAAUAAAGUUCCAAUAAUAAAGUUGGUAGAAAAGGGGUCUAAUGCUGAGAUGGCUGGCAUGGAAGUUGGGAAAAAGAUUUUUGCUAUUAAUGGUGACCUAGUUUUUAUGAGACCUUUUAAUGAAGUGGACUGCUUCCUGAAAUCAUGCUUAAACAGCAGAAAGCCUCUAAGAGUCCUUGUGAGCACAAAGCCAAGGGAGACAGUGAAAAUCCCAGAUUCAGCUGAUGGCCUUGGAUUCCAGAUCCGAGGAUUUGGCCCUUCAGUAGUGCAUGCUGUAGGAAGAGGAACUGUGGCCGCAGCAGCUGGCCUUCACCCUGGACAGUGUAUUAUCAAAGUAAAUGGAAUCAAUGUCAGCAAAGAGACACAUGCCAGUGUCAUUGCGCACGUCACAGCCUGCAGGAAGUACAGGCGGCCGAUGAAGCAAGAUUCCAUACAAUGGGUUUAUAAUAGCAUUGAGAGUGCUCAAGAGGACCUUCAAAAAUCUAACACCGAGGCCCCUGGAGAUGAGGCAGGGGAUGCUUUUGACUGCAAGGUAGAAGAGGUAAUCGACAAGUUCAACACCAUGGCGAUCAUCGACGGGAAGAAGGAGCACGUGAGUCUGACGGUGGACAACGUCCAUCUGGAGUAUGGUGUGGUGUACGAGUACGACAGCACCGCUGGCAUAAAGUGCAAUGUGGUGGAGAAGAUGAUUGAGCCCAAAGGUUUCUUCAGCCUAACUGCCAAGAUUCUUGAAGCUUUGGCUAAAAGUGAUGAUCAUUUUGUACAAAACUGCACCAGCCUUAAUUCUCUAAAUGAAAUGAUUCCUGCUGACCUUCAGAGUAAAUUCAGUGCCAUUUGCAGUGAAAGAAUUGAACACAUACGUCAGAGAAUAUCCAGUUAUAAAAAGUUUUCUCGUGUCCUGAAGAACAGAGCCUGGCCCACUUUUAAACAGGCCAAAUCUAAAAUCUCCCCACUCCACAGCAGUGACUUCUGCCCCACCAACUGCCAUGUCAACGUGAUGGAAGUUUCUUAUCCCAAAACAUCAACCUCCCUGGGGAGUGCAUUUGGUGUUCAGUUGGAUAGUAGGAAGCACAAUUCUCAUGAUAAAGAAAAUAAAUCUUCUGAGCAAGGGAAGCUGAGCCCCAUGGUGUACAUUCAGCAUACCAUCACAACCAUGGCAGCGCCUUCCGGUCUGUCUCUGGGACAGCAAGAUGGUCACGGGCUCAGGUAUCUGUUAAAAGAAGAAGACUUAGAAACCCAAGAUAUCUAUCAGAAACUGCUAGGCAAACUUCAGACUGCAAUGAAAGAGGUGGAGAUGUGUGUUUGUCAAAUCGAUGACCUUCUGUCUUCGAUAACGUAUUCUCCUAAAUUAGAACGUAAGACGUCAGAGUGUAUAAUACCAACAGACAGCGACAAUGAGAAGGGGGAGAGAAAUAGCAAACGAGUCUGCUUUAACGUAGCAGGAGAUGAACAGGAAGAUUCAGGUCACGAUACCAUCAGCAACAGAGACUCUUACAGCGACUGCAACAGCAACAGGAAUUCCAUCGCCUCCUUCACCAGCAUCUGCAGCAGCCAGUGCAGCUCCUACUUCCACAGUGAUGACAUGGACUCAGGCGAUGAACUUCCUCUAAGUGUUCGCAUUUCUCAUGACAAACAGGACAAGAUACAUAGCUGCCUUGAGCAUCUUUUCAGCCAGGUGGAUUCAAUUACCAAUCUCCUAAAAGGGCAAGCUGUUGUGAGGGCCUUUGACCAAACCAAGUAUCUCACACCAGGUCGAGGAUUACAAGAGUUUCAACAGGAAAUGGAACCAAAGCUGAGCUGUCCAAAAAGGUUAAGGCUUCACAUCAAGCAAGAUCCUUGGAAUCUUCCCAGCAGCGUCCGGACUCUUGCUCAGAACAUCAGAAAGUUUGUCGAAGAGGUAAAGUGUAGGAUACUCCUGGCUCUUCUUGAAUAUUCAGACAGUGAGACGCAGCUCCGGAGGGACAUGGUUUUCUGCCAGAGCCUCGUGGCCACCGUCUGUGCCUUCUCUGAGCAGCUCAUGGCGGCCUUAAACCAGAUGUUUGACAACAGCAAGGAAAAUGAGAUGGAAACUUGGGAAGCCAGCAGGAGGUGGCUGGAACAGAUAACAAAUGCAGGCGUUCUUUUUCACUUUCAGUCACUUCUGUCACCAAACUUGACAGAUGAACAAGCCAUGUUAGAAGAUACACUGGUUGCACUAUUUGAUUUGGAAAAGGUUUCCUUUUACUUUAAACCAUCAGAAGAGGAACCACUGGUUGCAAAUGUUCCUCUUACGUAUCAAGUGGAAGGAAGUCGGCAAGCUCUGAAAGUUUACUUCUACAUUGACAGUUACCAUUUUGAACAACUGCCUCAACGGUUGAAAAAUGGAGGAGGGUUUAAAAUUCAUCCUGUUCUUUUUGCACAAGCACUGGAGAGCAUGGAAGGAUAUUAUUAUAGAGACAAUGUUUCUGUGGAAGAAUUUCAAGCCCAGAUAAAUGCAGCCUCAUUGGAAAAGGUCAAACAAUACAACCAGAAGCUCAGGGCAUUCUACUUGGACAAGUCCAACUCACCACCAAACUCCACAUCCAAAGCUGCCUAUGUAGACAAGCUAAUGAGGCCUCUCAAUGCCUUGGAUGAACUUUACCGGCUGGUAGCCUCGUUUAUCAGAUCCAAACGCACGGCUGCCUGCGCAAACACAGCCUGCAGCGCCUCUGGAGUUGGGCUGCUGUCAGUUUCCUCGGAGCUGUGCAAUAGGCUGGGAGCCUGUCACAUCAUCAUGUGCAGCAGCGGCGUCCACCGGUGCACCCUGAGUGUGACGCUGGAGCAAGCCAUCAUUCUGGCCAGAAGCCAUGGACUGCCUCCCCGCUACAUCAUGCAGGCCACUGAUGUGAUGCGGAAGCAGGGAGCAAGAGUUCAGAACACAGCAAAGAACUUGGGCGUCAGAGACCGGACCCCACAGUCUGCUCCGAGGCUGUACAGGCUGUGCGAGCCGCCUCCCCCAGCGGGAGAAGAAUGAAAAGGAUUCCCAAGGACCAGGCAGGCGCUUCUCGGUGCUGGACGAGACCAACUACAUGCCGGUUAAACAUUCCCUGCUGAAGAUAAAGAAAUUUAUUUUUUUCUCUAAAUCUUUCACCCUGGUGUAAAUAGCUAGUGUUCAGCUUGUAUUUGGAUAUUUAUGGUGGAAAUGGAUAGGAGGUCGUUCAGACAAUUCAGCUUCACAAACUGGUCUCUGUAUGUAUCGGUAGUAAAUAUUCAUCUUUAGGGUAAAAUCCAUUCCUGGAACUUACAGAAAAAAAAUCAAAGAUUAAAAAAUUAACCAUUGUGCCUCCUUUCCCGUUCAUGAAAAUUAUUUCAUUGUGUGUGUUUUCAUCUUCCCCAAAUGGGCACAUGUAAUAAUGGAUAGUUCCACUUGGAGCAGUCUGCCAUGGAAGAAAACGUGGCCACACGUUGCAAAGCAUCCUGAAAAGAUGUUAAGGACAAUAGAGACUGGGUGGCAUAGGUUUUCAAUCCCCCACUUGCUUCAGAGAAAGCCAUUUAUGUGUGACGGGUAGAAAAGUGUGCUUUACUUUCUCUUAAGGGCUUAUUUCUCGGUAGAGAAGAGAGCUGAUUGAGGUCUCCAGCAAAAUUGCCUUCCAGCUGCUUUCGGGUGUCCUUUAUGCUCGUAGACAGUGACAGUGAGCCGGUGCUGCCCUUGGUCUCUGCAAUGGGUGUGGCUUCCUUGGGCCAUGCCUGCUGGGUGCUGUGCCAUUGGUGGCCCUAGGGACCAAGGAGGGGCAGAGAGGGGAACCAGGGUAAAGAGGAGAAAAAUAAGCCUAUUUAAAAACUCAGCCUUUAACGUAGAUAACUAAAACUCUUAAUUUUAUGAAGGCUGUGAUAUGAGAUGUCAGAUUCUUAAAAGAAUACAUCAUCAUGAGAAUUUUCUAUCAAGGUAUAUGUAUAGCAUAUGAAAGUAAAGCUGUGUUUGUACUUUAAAAGAACUACUAGGGACCUUAAUAAUUUUAUGGAAGCACAGGUGUAUUCUAUCCUCAUUCUAAAGUAUACAUAAUGUUUAUCAUUUCUAUGUUGAUACAAUAAUAUUGCUUUUAGUAUAGUGAAUACAGUAAUAUUGAUGUUAAGUGCAUAAUUUUCAAAACAAUUAAAACAUUUUUAUUAUGAUUGUGAUAAUUAUAUGGAUUUAGACUAGUAUGUAAAAUGUUUUUCGUGACUAAAGUAUAUCUAAACCAUUAUUAAAUCUUAAUUUAUGAAAUUUGAUAAUGGCUUUCAAACUAUCAUUAAGAGCCAUCAUCAUUAGCAGCUGUGUAUUGAAUAACAAAAAUACUUUGUCACAUGGGUAUGUGACAUUUAUAUACUACUAGUUAAGGUAAUAAUAAUUGUUAUUUGGCACAGAAGCACUGGAUGCUUUUGUAAUAAGUCCGUAUGUAUAAUGAAAAAUAAAGAAACCAACAUUAGAGCUUUCAAAGAAAGAGUUGGACAUUCAAAUUUAAUAAAGAUAUGACCUUUGCAUAAAUAUCUGUAUUAAGUAUAUCCUUAACUUUCAGGGUCUCAGCAAAUGAUACUGAAGGCCCGUGUGAUUUGUGAUUUUCCUGUACUGAAAAUUUGAUCACUUUCGGUGUAGGGCUGAUGAGUGAGCACCAUUGAUUAACGAGUACUUUUCCUAUUGUCAUUACUAUUUUCCAGUCACCAUCCUGGAAGCAGUAAUCCUCAUUAGAGGCAUGAAGUGUUCACUGAAACAAUUCAGUUGCACUUUGCUGUAUUUCACAGGGCAAACUAUCAGCUAUUGUGGUAUUUAUAAAUUAACAUAUUCUUAAGGAUCUACUCUCCAUAUAACAGAAUGUGCUUAAUAUUAUUUUUAGGGUUAAACAUAAGUAUAUCAUCUGUCAGAGUGCUUGGUACUUACUAAAUGCUCAAAAGUUAGUAAUGGUUUAUAUUAACACCAGUCAACAUAAUUUCUGAUUGUAAUAAAAAUUGCAGCUAACACUUAGUGAUUACUAUGUGCCCAGUAAUACCUCCAGUUGCUUUGUCCAUAUUUUGUUGUUAUUAUUUCACUUAAUCCUCAUAACAAUGACGUGACCUGGUACUCUUUUUAUCACCCCCAUUUUAGAGUUGAGGAACCAAAGCAAAGAAUGGCCCAGUGAUUUGCACAAAGUCACAUGAUUGACAAGAACCAAAAUUUGAAGCCAGGAAGUCUGCCUUCUUAAUAUAUUAUGCUGCUUUCCUUUGUUAAUAUAGAACUAUUGUAAUAUUACCAAUUAGCUGUAAGUUGGAGUUAGGUGGCAUGUGUUGCCAUUAAAUUAUACAUCUUACACUGAAAACAAAAGUGAAUGGAAAUAUGUAAAAUGCUUUUAAUAUGUGAAAAUCAUAUGAUUUCCUAGACAUUUUACCAUUCUGGAUGCAUAUUUUGAGGUAACCCAACACUGUUGCAUUUCUCAUAAUUGAAGGUAAUAGUUUUAGAUAGUCCAUGAUAUAAAACUUGAUUAUAAUUCCAAAACAAUAAUAACAGUAGAAAAUACCUAGUGGAUGGAUGAAUAACAACAAUUUUUUCAAUACCAUAAUGUACCUCCAUGUGACACUGGACAUUCAAUUGGCUUUGAGUUUUUAGAAUCUGUUUAUCUGUUUAUCUAAAUGGCACAUGCUUCCCUGUAACCAGUGUACCUUCAAGUGUUGUUAAAGCCUACUGCCUGUUCUUCCAAGUUCUGACUUUGGACAACUUCCCCUCUUCACCUAAAAGGGAAGGUCAUGCAUAAACAUUUUGGAUCUUAACGUGGGGCCUGACUCAAAAAUAAUUUUUGACUAGAAAUUCAUAGUCAAUACAUCUUAAGCAUUCCAUCUAGCCUUAUAUAUUUUCUAAUAUUAAUUUCUAAUAUUACAGAAUUUAAAAUAUUAUGAAAAGUAUGGGGAAUUUGCGAAGGCUGGGAUUUUACAUCUAUUUCCAUUAAUACUUAAAGAAAGAAGUAAAAAGAGAGAGAAAGCAUUCCUGGGCUGGGCACAGUGGCUCAUGCCUGUAAUCCCAG